ACCUCAAUUCCUGAUUGAUAUUGGGCAACAAAACACACGCCAUGUCUCCAACAGAUUCAGUGCCACUGAGCCCCGAAGAAAUCGACGACGUGCUCUAUUUCACUCGCGCAAACGAGCCCCACGAUCUACAGCAGACACUUUCCGAGCUUGCAGCAAAACACAACACUUCAAUAAAGGACGUUCUCGAGGGAUCGAUAGAUUCGCAAACCGGCAACACAGUUUUCCACUUCUGCUCCGCGAAUGGACUGAUCGAUUUGUUACCGUCGUUACUAUCACCGUCGAACGAGUCCCGAGUAUCUGCACAGACCAUCAACCUUGGCAAUCGAGAGGGCAACACAGCCCUACAUUGGGCCGCAUACAAUGGCCAUCUCCAAGUAGUGAAGUUGCUUAUAGCGGCGGGCGCGGAUAUGUGGAUCAAGAAUGCGGCGGGACAUCUGGCCAUGUUCGAGGCGGAACGAGCGGACAAGAGCGAUGUCGUCCAAUACCUGCUCGAGGCUGGUGGAGAGAAAGUGGAGGAGGAAGGAUCAGAAGCCCAGCCUUCUGCGGAAGAGGUUGCUGAUGUUCAGAACGGGGAAUCAUCCAGUAGCAGUGCACCAGCUCAAUAGAAGGACGGCGGUGGCAGAAGGAAUACGAAGAGCAAUGUCAGAAGUGACAUCCGGGCGAGCUCGUUUGACAUGUUGCGCUCCUUUGCCGUAUAGGACCAUGUGGGGGUCAAGUCUGCUUGGAUAUAUUCAAGUCAGGCUGCUCAUCAAUCAAAGGGAGGCUAAGACAUGAAUGAUUGGGUGUCAUGCAUGACCCGACGCAGAACGAAUGCGUAUGUUGAGAAACACGACCUCGACGAUCCCGGACAAUACCAUACUGCCUCAUCCGGACAGGAAACUUUGAUCAUGCCAGGUGAAUAUACCCGCGCGCAUUUUCAAGUGGAAUUUGCGAAAAGUCUGGGUUGGCGGUUCCCGGAUGCUGCUUUGCCCAGAUCAUCUCAUGUGUCGGAUCAUUGUUUGCCUCACAUAGAAAUGAAGUCAACGAAGUAACGAUCGAUAAACCAUCGCCACGAACGCGA
Messenger RNA from Dissoconium aciculare CBS 342.82, 1060 nucleotides. RefSeq names its product ankyrin. Gene Ontology annotation, molecular function: protein binding. The record is from RefSeq and is a predicted model, not a curated record. Lineage: Eukaryota; Fungi; Ascomycota; Dothideomycetes; Mycosphaerellales; Dissoconiaceae. The transcript has a single exon. The coding region runs from base 42 to 605 and encodes 187 amino acids.